Molecule: messenger RNA, 716 nt
Organism: Hermetia illucens (black soldier fly)
Lineage: Eukaryota; Metazoa; Arthropoda; Insecta; Diptera; Stratiomyidae
Gene: Apf
Product: bis(5'-nucleosyl)-tetraphosphatase [asymmetrical]
Exons: 3
Coding region: 149-583 (144 amino acids)
Biological process (GO): ATP biosynthetic process; AMP biosynthetic process
Molecular function (GO): bis(5'-nucleosyl)-tetraphosphatase (asymmetrical) activity
Source: RefSeq, a predicted model, not a curated record
GUAGAUAUAUAAAGGAAGUGUUAGUGGGCAAUCAUCACUGCAAGAGUUGAUCAUCUUGGAACCAAGUAAAUUCAGUGGAGGCCCCAGAGUAUCGCACCCCUGGUUACAUUAGGGGAACCCGACGACCUACAUUCAGUAACUGUCUCAAAUGGAAGGGCGGCUUUAUCGUGCGGCUGGGAUCGUCAUAUUCCGGCGACUUGCCGGACAAAUCCAGUACCUACUGCUCCAAGCUUCUUAUGGUGAUCAUCAUUGGACACCGCCUAAGGGAUUUCUUGACCCCGGCGAGGAUGAUUUUUCGGCAGCCGUUCGAGAGACUACUGAAGAGGCAGGGUACCUUGAACACGAUCUUAGAAUAUUUAAAGACGUGAACAAAACGCUAGAGUAUGAAGUUAGGGGUAAACUUAAAACGGUUAUCUAUUGGUUGGCCGAAUUGAUUGAUCCACAAAAGCCGCCCACUUUAUCCGAUGAACAUCAAGAUUAUAAAUGGUUGCCGAAAGACGAAGCAAAAGUGCUUGCUAAGUACAAGCUGAUGGCGGAUCUUAUCGAUUGUUUUGAGGAGAAGAUUCAGGAUCAACAAAAAUAAUUCCAAUUCGAAAUCGAAUACUUUAUUUAGUCAAUUUGUAGUUAGAUAUGAAAUUCGAAUUUAUUAUAUGGUGACGCAUUUAUUGACAAUAAAGAGAAGUCCUAAAUGAUUUUAUCAAAAUUUAACACUUGAA